This is a messenger RNA of Debaryomyces tyrocola, 342 nucleotides long. Lineage: Eukaryota; Fungi; Ascomycota; Pichiomycetes; Serinales; Debaryomycetaceae. The record is from the annotation of a GenBank genome assembly.
AUGGUAUUCUUCAUGCCACUUGGGACAACAUUUAGCGAAAUAAUUGAAAAAUCAAAAACCAAUUAUAUGAUGGGGACCAACUACGGAUGUACUAGCACUAAUGAGAUGGUUCGCUGUUACAAAAGAGUUAUGCCUAAAUUUAUUGAAGAAAUUCAACGUUGGGACAAAAUUGUGAUAGCAAAAACUAUACAAGAUGAAGCCUUGAAUAAGGAUUAUGAAAAACUAGUUCCUUUGGAAUUAGCACAUAAAUAUAGUAAAUUCAAACCUCCAUUGGAACUGACAACUGAUGGCUACGAGCUACAUAAUAUCGAUAACUCAAAAGAUGCUUCAAAUAUUGUUUAG